Molecule: messenger RNA, 282 nt
Organism: Prunus armeniaca (apricot)
Lineage: Eukaryota; Viridiplantae; Streptophyta; Magnoliopsida; Rosales; Rosaceae
Source: the annotation of a GenBank genome assembly
AUGGCAGAGUUCACACAUGAGAGUACUGAAGAGCAGGAAGAGAGUUUACAUGUGGAGGAAUUAGAAUUCGCACCAGCAGCAUUGGAUGACUCUUUGCCAGAAGUGGAAGAUCCUCUACAGGAGAUAAAUUUAGGGACAGAAGAAGAUUCUAGACCUACUUUUGUUAGUGCGCUGCUGGAAGAACCGUUAAAGAGUGAAAUCAUUGCACUUUUACAUGAUUUCAGAGAUUGUUUCGCAUGGGAUUAUCAUGAGAUGCCCGGACUGGAUAAAGCAUUAGUAUAA